Molecule: messenger RNA, 366 nt
Organism: Medioppia subpectinata
Lineage: Eukaryota; Metazoa; Arthropoda; Arachnida; Sarcoptiformes; Oppiidae
Source: the annotation of a GenBank genome assembly
AUGGCCGACAGACACAACACACACACCACUGCACCACACCUUUGCUCACCACUGCCUCCACAGCACACACUCCAGUCGACCAGCAGUGGGUCCGGCGCUCACUUCAUCCACCGAUUCUUAGCGGACACAACACAACGACAACUCAUGGCAUCGCCUCAUAAGACGAUUAGUGUAUUAAUAGUGAUGUCUUCGGCUGCGGAUACGCAACGACAGGAAGUUAUGCGCAAAGAAUUACUCGAUUUGAAUACUCAGAGGAAUAAAAUGGAGAAUGAGAUCAAAGAGUGGCAAUCAAUCCUCGACAGCCAAAAUGUAGGUUUGAAUGAGCCGUUGGUCGACUCCCAGGGCUUUCCCCGCAAUGACAUCGAU